Messenger RNA from Lodderomyces margitis, 1551 nucleotides. Its product is annotated as dolichyl-P-Man:Man(5)GlcNAc(2)-PP-dolichol alpha-1,3-mannosyltransferase. Bases 1 to 1551 code for a protein of 516 amino acids. Gene Ontology annotation, cellular component: endoplasmic reticulum. Gene Ontology annotation, molecular function: dol-P-Man:Man(5)GlcNAc(2)-PP-Dol alpha-1,3-mannosyltransferase activity. NCBI's taxonomy places the organism in Eukaryota, Fungi, Ascomycota, Pichiomycetes, Serinales, Debaryomycetaceae. The record is from RefSeq and is a predicted model, not a curated record. The transcript has a single exon.
AUGCCACCUACCACUGAUUCCAGACCACCUCAAUUCACAUUUGCCAAUGUCUCAAGGGAUAUUUUUGAUGGAAUUCUUGCCCUCAUCAUCAACCCCCAAGCAACACGAGUCACGUAUCCACUAAUCGUCUGCAUCGCAUCAAUAAUCACCAAAAUCAUAAUUACUAGAGUCGCCUACACUGAAAUUGAUUAUACCACAUAUCUACAACAGAUCGACAAAGUGAAUGCCGGGGAAUUGGAUUAUGCCAAUAUAUAUGGAGAUUCAGGACCUAUUGUUUACCCCGCUGGGUUCAUCACUGUAUAUCAGUAUAUUCAAUGGCUAUGCGGUGAUAAUGUGAAUGAAGCUCAAUAUAUUUUUGGUUAUUGUUUUACGGCAACUGUGGCAUUGGUGUGCUUCGUUUAUGCCCAAAUUUGGGAUUUACAGCCGUGGCCGGUGUAUUUGUUUUUGGCAAGCAAGCGAUUGUUGUCGAUUUAUGUGUUGAGGUUGUUCAAUGAUUGUUGGACUACUUUGUGCAUGGUGGGAGUUGUUUUGUUGUUGCAACAAGCUGCCAUGUUUAAAGAAGUGGAGAAGAUAGAGGAGAAGAAGGAGAAAGACCAAAAGCUGGAGGUUGUUAAGAGUAAGGAUCGGAAAAAUGAGAAGGGGAAGAAGGGGAAGAGUGAAGAAGCAUCACAGGUGAUUAAAGAAUCUCCAUGGCCUGACCUUAGUUUCUUGUUGAGCAUAAUAGCUGCUGACUUAUACAGUAUUGCCAUCUCAAUCAAAAUGAAUGCAUUGUUAUACAUGCCUGCUUUCUUCAUCGUAACCUACUUCCUAAACGAUGAACACUUGAUCAAAUUCAUCAUUGUUGUCGCUAUAAUCCCCUUGGUGCAAAUUAUAAUUGGCUGGAGGUUCCUCUUGCUUAUGUUUGAUGAUGAUUUGGCACGGACAAUUAGAUGGAACUAUAUCACACAAGCAUUCAAUUUUGGUCGACAAUUUUUAUAUAAAUGGACAGUCAAUUGGAAAUUUGUGCCUGAACCUAUAUUCACAUCGAUUCAAUUUGGACAUGCAUUAUUAGCCCUUCAUUUAGCUGUGCUUGUUGGCUUCACGUAUACCAGGUUUCUCAAUUACAAAGUGAUUGGUAAGCCCAUCACCCAGUUGAUGAAGGAUGCAUUUAUCCCCAAAGCCACCAUAUUGCCAACAAAUAUCUUUCUUGAUAAACGUGUGGCACCACAAGUCAUUUUUUACUUUAUGGCCAUCACGAACCUCAUUGGCAUCUUGUUCUCACGUUCACUUCACUAUCAGUUUCUUGCAUGGUACGCAUGGACAUUGCCUGGCUUACUCCAUUUGAACUUCCCAGUAUAUGUUGGUGUACCAUUAUGGUUCAUCCAUGAGUGGUGUUGGAAUGUGUUUCCAGCAACAGCAAUAAGCUCAGCUGUCUUAGUACUGUUGUUGCUGCUAAUUUUGGUGUCUAGUUGGUGGAAUUUUGAAUCCUGGUUUCCUAAACAAAGCACAUUGGAUGACUAUGAUACAUUUGUACAAAACGAACAACACUUGCCAAUUAAAAAAGAUGAGUAA